ACAGUUACGUGCAGUCUGCGACAGCAUUGUAGCCGUGUAGCCCUUUAUACAAGACGGUGCCGUUGUUCGCAAAGCAGCUUAUUAUAUCGAAUAUAUGCUUUUGUUUUUAUUUGCUUGGUGAUUUUUUAUAAUUUUAAUAUUUCAUAGUUUGCGUUUUUGUUCACGUUUUCGACCUCGUUAUUAGACUACAGCAGGUUGCUUCAUCAGCAUCCGUGAAAAUGAGUUCCACCACACACGUCAUUCAGGUGACCAACGUUUCACCGAGCACAACUUCAGAACAAAUGAGAACCUUGUUUGGAUUUCUCGGAACCAUAGAGGAACUUAAAUUGUUUCCACCUGAUGAUUCUCCCUUGCCUGUGACUUCACGUGUCUGUUUUGUAAAAUUCCAUGAGCCCGAGUCAGUGGGAGUCUCCCAACACCUUACAAACACCGUCUUCGUGGACAGAGCUUUGAUUGUGGUCCCUUUUGCUGAAGGAGUCAUUCCUGAUGAAUCUAAAGCUAUGUCGCUGCUGGCUCCAGCCAAUGCUGUGGCAGGAAUGAUGCCUGGAGGCGGUCUUCUUCCAACGCCCAAUCCUCUAGCGUCGAUUGGAGCAACACCGUUUGGAGGUCUUGGAGCUCCGACCCUUGAUCCAAUGGCUGCCAUGGGAAUUCCAGGACCUGGCAUGAACCCCCAGGCGAUUUCUGCGGAUUUGCUGAAGCUCAUGCAGUCCAUGGAUCCCAAAUUGAACCCAUUGGCAGCUGGAUUAAACUUGAAUCUAGGCCUGAAGGCAGAUUCCUCCAACAAGGAAAUUGAAGAGGCAAUGAAGAGAGUUAGAGAAGCCCAGUCUCUCAUUUCGGCUGCCAUCGAACCAGGAAGUAAGAAAGACGACAAGCGCAAACAUUCCCGAUCCCGCUCCCGGUCAAGACGCAGGCGGUCCAGGUCUCGCUCAAAGCACAGGCGUUCGAGGAGCAGGUCUCGACGUAGGUCUCAUUCAAGGAGCAGGAGGAGGUCUAAGAGCCCGAGGAGGAGGAGGACCCACUCCCGGGAUAGAGGCCAUCGCACUAGAUCCAGAGACAGGAGAAAGGAGGAAAAGUCUAAGAAAAGAUCAAAGACGCCUCCGAAAAGCUACAGCAGUGCCAGGAGGUCCCGGAGCAUCAACCGGAGGCACAGGCGAAGUCGCAGCACCUCUCGGUCUCCAAAAAAGAAGGUGUCCAAGUCUCCGUCCCCCAGACGCCAUAAGAAGGAGAAAAAGAAGGACAAGGACCGCGAGAAAGACCGCGACAGAGACAGAGACAGGAGGGAGGACCGGGACCGGGUCAGAGACGAACGAGAACGCUCAACCAGCAAGAAGAAGAAGAGCAAAGACAAGGAGCGAGAUCGGGAUCGGGAUCGCAAGUCUGAGAGUGACAAAGGAGAUGUGAAGGUGACCCGGGACUAUGACGAGGAGGAGCAAGGUUAUGACAGUGAGAAAGGAGAGGAACCUGAGGAUGAGGAGAGAAAGAGCGACUCUGAUUCGCCCUCCUCCGCCAAAGCCAUGGACAUAGAUGAGGCUCAAGCUCCUAAAAAAUCUAAACUCAACGGAGAUGAUCACCACCAGGAUGACAUGGAGAUGAGUGACUAACAGUGUCUUUCCACUGUCUCUUUUAUAUUUUUAUUAUGGGCCACAUUAUGUCUGUGCCUGAUUACAAGGUAAAAGAAAUCUUGACUGUAGAAGAGCUGCAGGCAGAAGUUUAGAUAAACCCCGUUUUGUUCUUACGUGGAUUUUAACCGUCAUUUUCAUUUUUUGUUCUGGUCCUUUCUGACAGUAAGAAACGGAACAUUUUCAUUGAAUGGUUUCAUUAAUCUUGUUCUUGUCAGGACUCGAUUCUUAUUGUGACUCACCCAGAAGUGUUUUUCUUUUUUGUCUUCAUGGAACAGGUUUUCUUUUACUGUAAUGCACUGUCAUGUUUGCAUUUUUAAGAACACACUGUAGAUAGAAAUGUGAUGUUGCAAUGAAAUGUAAUGUAAGACUUUUCAAAGGAAACAAAUAAUUGGGUCAAAUGUUUCAAACAUUUUGUGUAAACAAUAAAGAAGUUUCCAGUUUAUUAACA
Messenger RNA from Oryzias melastigma (Indian medaka), 2070 nucleotides. Its product is annotated as serine/arginine-rich splicing factor 11. The record is from RefSeq and is a predicted model, not a curated record. Gene Ontology annotation, molecular function: RNA binding. Gene Ontology annotation, cellular component: nucleoplasm. Bases 219 to 1601 code for a protein of 460 amino acids. Gene Ontology annotation, biological process: RNA splicing. The transcript has 12 exons. NCBI's taxonomy places the organism in Eukaryota, Metazoa, Chordata, Actinopteri, Beloniformes, Adrianichthyidae.